Rhopalosiphum maidis (corn leaf aphid) is the source of this 1193-nucleotide messenger RNA. RefSeq lists its product as uncharacterized. NCBI's taxonomy places the organism in Eukaryota, Metazoa, Arthropoda, Insecta, Hemiptera, Aphididae. The coding region runs from base 427 to 1011 and encodes 194 amino acids. The record is from RefSeq and is a predicted model, not a curated record. The transcript is spliced from 3 exons.
AUAUCGUGUUAAUGAUCUAUAACCGCCGUAACACUGUCAAUCAAUUUAUAACACCUGUUCUUCUGAGUUAAAUAAUUAAUUAAAUGACUUAUCGUGUUGUUUAGUGGUUACUAGCUAAUAUUUAGUGCUCUAUAAUAACAGAAUAAUACUUGUUAUCGUUGCUCGUACAUUUUUUUAUUGCUAUCGACGGCCGUAAUCAACAAAGAUUGUUUCCGGACCGUUCUCGAACAUUGGCGUUUUCGACGCUCAAGAGCCAAGACCGCGUCUGUUUCGUGAAAUAACUCGCCACUUAUAGUAUUUUUGUCGUGUUUUUACCCGUUGGCGGUUUGUUGGGCGUUGUACUGCACACACUGAUGAGGAGGGUUCAUAAUACAAAUAUUGUACAAAUAGCACACAAAAACAAUCAUAUCUAAAUAGUAUGUUGAUAUGAUGGAAACUGAAACAAUAGUUAUGAGUAGUAGAAGACGAAUGGUGCUCAAACCACUUUCUCCAGGAGCAACUUUACAAUGUAAAGAACAGAAAUUCUCCAAUGAUACAAAUGAACAUGUUCCGAGUCAACCACCUGAUACACUCAUUUCUCCAAAAAAUGACAGGAAAAAAAUUUUGUUUCGAGACACUAUUGUUCCUGAAGUAAUACCUCCAGUACAGCGUAAUAAAGUUUUAUUAACAUGCACAAUCAACAAAGAUUUAACAGACUCUGAUGAUUCUGAUUCUGGCGAUUCUACAGCAAACAAUGUGCAGUCCAAUAAAUCACCAACAAAAAAUAUAAAACUAUAUUAUAUCAUUAUGUUUUUAUUUUGGGCAGCUGUUCAGUACUGGAUGAUUGCUGUAGUUGGGUUUGGAGCAGUAUUUUUUGCUAUUUCUGCUCUUAUUGCUAUUUAUUUUAAUACUUCAAACUCAGAAAAAAAACGUAAUGCUUUAAGUGCAUACUCUGUGUUUAAUCCUCAAUGUACACCUAUUCAAGGAUCAGUAGAUCCUAAACAAUUGGAACGUGAGCUGCUAUUUGGUUAAUUAUAAUGUUAAAUCAAUAAAAUAUGUUAUUAUACUUCUUUCAAUUAUUUAUGGUGUCUAAAUUGUUACUAUAACUUAAAACACACAUUUUAUUCAAAUCCUUGUUCAAAUACUUUUAUUUUUAACAUAGUUAAUCAAAUAUUUUUACAAUAAAAUAAAUAAAAUAUAUUUUUUUAAAGUUA